Molecule: messenger RNA, 1665 nt
Organism: Durotheca rogersii
Lineage: Eukaryota; Fungi; Ascomycota; Sordariomycetes; Xylariales; Xylariaceae
Product: MRG-domain-containing protein
Exons: 5
Coding region: 201-1169 (322 amino acids)
Biological process (GO): regulation of DNA-templated transcription; chromatin organization
Cellular component (GO): nucleus; NuA4 histone acetyltransferase complex; Rpd3S complex
Source: RefSeq, a predicted model, not a curated record
CCUGGUUCAACCUCAGAAUGCUACCUGGAACAGACUCGCCGUAUGAACGGUUGAACUUGCAACUUUCAUCUUCUUCCGACGCCUAUCACUAGGCCACGCCUAACCCACUCUGCUAUUUCAUUGCUAUCUACGGCUGCAUAUACUUUUCAUUUAUACUGUAGUCCGGCUGUUCGUUUGAAGACCCCAGUCCCAAGGUCAAUAUGGCCCCCUCGCGACAGAAUCAGGCGCCUCCUUACACUAAGGAUGAGAAGGUGCUGUGCUUCCAUGGCGACCUGAUGUAUGAGGCCAAGAUUAUCGAGGUCUCGGCCAAGCCUGGACAGAAACCGGAGGAUGCUCAAUAUCGCAUUCACUACAAGGGCUGGAAGGCCAGCUGGGAUGACUGGGUUUCCCAGGACCGCAUUCGCAAGUUCACCGACGACAACAAGCAGCUUGCCAAUCAGCUGCAGGCCCAAGCCCGGAUGCGAGCUUCGGGCCACAAGGGGGGAAAGAAGGGUGGCCCCAAGGCUAACGGCUCCGAGAUGAGCUCCGCCCGCGGUAGCGAAGAGCGUGUCGCCGGAGCCUCAAGCUUCGGUAGAGGGCCCAGAAGAGGCCGUGACUACGAACUUGAGAAUGAAGAAACCUUUCAUGCUAGACCCUCGAUUAAGCUGAUUGUUCCUGACGCGUUGAAGGCAAUGCUGGUCGACGACUGGGAGAAUAUUACUAAGAAUAAUCAGCUUGUUCCUCUUCCUCAUCCCCACCCCGUCACUAAGAUCCUCGACGACUACAUCGCAUAUGAGACCCCAAAGCGCCCGGCCGACACCUCUCAAGUCGACAUUCUCGAGGAGACUGUGGCGGGUCUCAAGGAGUACUUUGACAAGACACUCGGUCGUAUCCUGCUCUACCGAUUCGAACGGCCCCAGUUCGCGGAUAUACACAAGAAGUGGAUAUCUGACGACCCCGAGUUCCAGGGCAAGUCUCCGAGCGACACCUACGGGCCGGAGCACCUCAUGCGUCUCUUAGUGUCCUUGCCAGAGCUUGUCGCUCAGACCAAUAUGGACCAGCAGUCUGCGAACCGCCUGCGAGAGGAGCUAUCCAAAUUUUGCACUUGGCUGGCCAAGAACGCCGUCGACUAUUUUGUCAGCCAGUACGAGACGCCCUCUCAGGAGUACAUCCAGAAGGCUAAGGACUAGAUACAUCGCGUGUGGCGAUUUUUCAGGUUGGCCGGAUUGGCUAGGUCAAGUUCAAGGACUACCUCAACGAGUUGCCUGUCAGUCUGCGCAAGGGAUCUAGCGAGUACAUGUCACGACGGCCUCCCCAACUACGCUAUGCACCACCACUAUCACCUUUAUAUCUUAAAGCCCGUCUAGGCGUCCGUUGUCACCCUCGUGAUGGCGGAAGGGCGCCAGUCCCGUCAGCCGGAGCGGCACUGUUAGUACCUGCUGCUGCGGUAGUCGUCGUGGGCAGAGAGCGGCCUGGGACCUGCUAGCACUGCGGGGUCUAUCCGCUAUUACCCCUCUACAGCAGCGAGAGGGAAAGGUUUUUGCGUCAUCUCACCACUGUUUACCCGACGCCGGACGCAUGCAGAUAUCGUCUGUCCAGGUAUCUGGCAACAGAAUCGCCCGGCGUUGGCCCUUCUUCCGGCAACAAUAAGGUGUUAAAUAAGGGGACUUAGCGUAGACCAUUGCA